GAAAUGGGUUGAAUCCGCAAGGUUUGUCCACUCUCCCCGGAGCGCAGGAGAUCUCCCAUAAAUCUCCCCUAAUAACGGUCUGAUGGCAACGAAUCCCAGAGACUGCGUGUAAUGCCAUUGGCUCAAGUACUUCAGUAAGCAAUGCACCAUGGGACAUGUAGUCUUACAGUCUGGUAUUUAAAUAAAGGCAGAACGAUAAAUAAGCUUCGAAUGCAGAACCAGGAAGUGGGGUGGAACGCAGAACCAGGAAGUGAGGUGGAAUGCAGAACCAGGAAAUGAGGUGGAACGCAGAACACGGAAGUGAGGUGGAACGCAAAACCAGGAAGUAAGGGGGCAGGGAAGAACUAUUAUUCAGAAUCUCGUUCCUGUCACUUGUGGUACAUAAAGGGAAGACUGCUACAAUGUAUCACUACAGGCUGGAUCUGUAAAAAGCCAUACAGCGCAUUUACUGAACAGAAGUCACGUGACGCUAACACCUGUGUAUGAGUUAACGAGUCGUAUGUGCAUCAUCUAAAGUAAUGAGGAUGGACAGAGAGAGGAAUUACACGGUUGACAGGAUAUUAAGCCUCACCCUGGACAUCAUUUUUCUUCUUACUGGAGAGGAUUACACACUUGUGAAGAAGUCAAGUGAUCAUAUCCUACAUAGCAGCCGUCGCCAUAUAACAGGAAUAUAUAGAAGGACCAAGAGUCCCAUCAUGGUGCCUCCACCUCACUCACCGAUACAUGAGAGAGACAUUGAGCAGAAGAUCCUGGAACUCACCAACAAGAUCAUUCAGCUGCUGACUGGAGAGGUUCCUAUAAGGUGCGAUGAUGUCACUGUCUAUUUCUCCAUGGAGGAGUGGGAGUAUAUAGAAGGACACAAGGGUCUGUACAAUGAUGUGAUGUUGGAGAAUCACUGGCCCCUCAUAUCACCAGGUUUACCUUAUGAUGCUGAAAAUAAAUGUUUCUCCCCUAAUUCUAAGGAGGAUCCAGUCUCAUGUGAAGGAGACCUCACACACCCUGGCAAUUAUACACCCACAGGUCAUACACAACAUACAUCUCAUAUUAAGGAGGGGUCAGUCUCAUGUGAAGAAGGAGACCUCACACACCCUGGCAAUUAUACACCCACAGGUCAUACACAGUAUACAUCUCAUAUUAAGGAGGGGUCAGUCUCAUGUGAUGGAGGAGACCUCACACACCCUGGCAAUUAUACACCCACAGGUCAUACACAGUAUACAUCUCAUAUUAAGGAGGGGUCAGUCUCAUGUGAUGGAGGAGACCUCACAGACACUGACAUGUAUACACCCACAGGUCAUACACAGUAUACAUCUCAUAUUAAGGAGGGGUCAGUCUCAUGUGAUGGAGGAGACCUCACACACCCUGGCAAUUAUACACCCACAGGUCAUACACAGUAUACAUCUCAUAUUAAGGAGGGGUCAGUCUCAUGUGAUGGAGGAGACCUCACAGACACUGACAAUUAUACACCCACAGGUCAUACACAGUAUACAUCUCAUAUUAAGGAGGGAUCAGUCUCAUGUGACGGAGGAGACCUCACACACACUGACAUGUAUACACCCACAGAUCACACACAGUAUAAAGCUACUCAUAUUAAGGAGGGAUCAGUCUCAUGUGACGGAGGAGACCUCACACACACUGACAUGUAUACACCCACAGGUCAUACACAGUAUACAUCAACUCAUGUGAAGGAGGAAUCAACCUCAUGUGAUGCUGAAGACCUGACACACACUGACACGUAUACACCCCCAGGUGUUACCCAGUAUACAUCUACUCAUAUUAAGGAGGAACCGGUCUCAUUUGAUGGAGAAGACCUGACACACACUGACAUGUAUACACCCACAUAUCAUACACAGUAUACAGCUACUCAUAUUAAGGAGGAACCAGUCCCAUGGAAUGGAGAUGACCUCAGACACACUGACAUGUAUACUUCCACAGAUGGUACAAAGGUACAAUAUACAUCUACUUACCAAACUGCACAUAUCGCAGGUCAGACAUGUUACUGCCCUGAGUGUCAGAAAAGUUUUACUAAAAGCUCAGAUCUUCUCCGACACCCGAUUGUCCAUAAAAGUCUCCGGCCAUUUAUAUGUUCAGAAUGUGGGGAAUGUUUUUCAACGGUUUCGCGUCUUGCUGUCCAUCGGAGAAUUCACAAAGGAAUGAAGGUCUACCCGUGCACGGAGUGUGGGAAGUGUUUUGGCUGCAGGGCCCACCUCACCCUGCACCAGCGAACUCACACGGGAGAGAGGCCCUUUUCCUGCCCUGUGUGUGGAAAGUGCUUCAACCGUAAUGCCCAUUUGACAGUGCACCGCAGGAUUCACACGGGAGAGAGACCCUAUUGCUGCGCUGUCUGUGGGAAGUGCUUCAACUGCAGCGCAAGCCUCAUUGUCCAUCGACGCAUCCACACUGGGGAAAAGCCAUAUCCCUGUCCUGAAUGUGGGAAACGCUUCAUUACUAACUCAGACCGGACUAAGCACCAGAAGGUCCACACGGGCGCCAAGCCCUUUAUAUGCUCCAGCUGCAGCAAAAGUUUUGCCUGCAGUUCAAACCUGACUAAACACCAGAAAAUCCACGCCAGAGGGAAGCCAUUUUGUUGCACGGUUUGUGGAGAAAGUUUUGCCCACGAUGCACUGCUGGCAAGACAUUAUAUGACGCACACAAACCAAUCUAAGAAGAUGGAGACUGACCAGGUGCAAAUGACGGAGAACAUAAUAAAUAUCACCCUGGAGGUCGUCUUUCUGCUGACCGGGGAGGAUUAUACAGUGGUGAAGAAGACUGGUGAGCAGGCCACACCCAUCGCCAACUUCUGUGUACCAAGAGGAUUGGCCGAGAGCCAGACCUUCAUCACGGAGCUUCCACCUCACUCCCCUAUACAUGAGCCAACCAAUGACCGGAAGAUCCUGGAACUCACAAACAAGAUCGUUCACCUGCUGACUGGAGAGGUGUGGAAGUAUUUGGGAAACACUACUCUAAACAAUGACACAGGGACGGAGAAUCAUCAAGAAAUCACAUUACCGGGGUCUUCGGAUUGUAUGCAGUCUGAGGACGUACCUACCAGUAUUAAGAACGAAUCCGUAUUAUAUGCAGAAGGAAGACUCACAGAUGCCGAUAUGGCUGUCCUUGCCUAUACACAUGCACAGCAACACACGGACAGACCUAAUGAGACGGAUCCUGUGUCCUCUGAAGGUAGUCCACUCACAGACCCAGACGCGGAUACAGAGUGCGCGUCAGCCCAGACUGUAUCUCGCAUUAAGAAGGAGUCUGCGACAUGCGACGGAGGAAACCUCACAGGAGCCGGCAUUUCCACACCCACGGGUCAUCUGCAAACACAUAUAUCUGAUCAUCUAAAGGGGGGAUCCACCAUAAGGGAAGAGAGAAACCUUGGUGACGCUGACCUUUAUACACCGGUGGACGCUACACAGUAUACAUCUCAUCUUAAAGAGGAAUCUGCCUCAUCUGCAGGAAAAGACCAACUGGAUGCUAAAACCUGUACGGCCGCAGACCACCAUGCACAGUAUCGGCCUACCCACAUCAAGGAGGAAUCGGCCUCCUGCAAAGGAGACAUCGCCGAAACGGAUAUUUUUAUACCCUCCGAUUACUCUUCUUCACCUGUUGAGGAAUGCAACAGAGAGGAGGACAGUGACCCACUAUUACAUGAAGGGAAUUCCUCCGUGGCGGAGACUGCGUACGACGAGCGGCUGUAUAACGAACCAUUCCCCCUGUCUCCCCGAUCAAUGCCGGCCACCGACCGGCGCUAUCAGUGUCAGGAGUGCGAUAAAUGUUUCACCAGAAACUCUGACUUGCUCAAGCACCAGAGGGCUCACAGCAGGUCGCAGUCCAUCAUAUGUUCAGACUGCGGCAAGUGUUUUGCCAAGAACUCCAUGUACGUCCGGCAUCAGAGGAUCCACACUGGGGAGAAGCCUUUCUCCUGCUCCGAGUGCGGCAAGUGUUUUUCGGUCAGUGGGCACCUCUCCACCCACCGGAGAACCCACACGGGGGAGAAGCCCUUCGCCUGCUCAGAUUGCGGAAAGUCGUUCAGCCAGAAGGCAUCGCUUAUUAAGCACCGGAGGACCCACACCGGGGAGAAGCCCUUCGUCUGUCCCGACUGCGGCAAGUGCUUCACAAGCAGCACCAACCUCACCCUGCACCAGCGGGUCCACACCGGGGAGAAGCCAUACUCCUGCUCCGUGUGCGGGAAGCGGUUCCGGAGUAGCCCCAAUCUCAUGUCACACCAAAGGAUCCACACGGGGGAGAAGCCCUAUUCCUGCGCCCAGUGCGGGAAGUUCUUCACCAACAGCUCGGUGCUAGUCAGACACCAGAGGACUCAUACGGGGGAGAAGCCCUUUCUAUGUUGCGAGUGCGGGAAGAGUUUCACCCGGAACUCCCAGCUUAUCAAGCAUCAGAUGAUUCACGCUGGGAAGAGACCGUAUUCAUGCACAUAUGGCUGUUCUCCCUCUAUACACGGGCAGUGUGGCCUCCGCUGGAAGCUGCUUAUUACAUUGGCAGCGCCACAGUUACUAGAGGAACACAAUGUGUUACAAGCAAAAGGAAAAGGUGAUGGCAAACAGUCCCAAUAUUCAAGUCUGGGUGAAGAGCUGACUCAUGUUAAAGAAGAAAAUAUAAAGGAAGAAGAGGAGACGUAUGUGACAGGUGAUCAGCAGUGUAAGGAGGAGGAAAUCCCUACAGAUAUCAGCACAGAUUUAAAAAUAGAAGAUGACAUCAUCACAGGAAAUUCUCCAGGAGAAAGCACCAUUACUCCAAAUAUACAUUCAAUCCAUCACAGUGCAGAUGUGUUACCUGAUCCCCCUGAUAAUGAGAAAUGUUCCACUGAUGACUCCAAUAUUAGUACAGCUUGCAAAAUAUUUUCCUGUUCUGAAUGUUAUAAGUGUUUUCGACGUAAGUCAGACUUAGUUAUACAUCAGAGAACCCACACAGGUGAGAGGCCAUUUCCAUGUUCUGAGUGCGGGAAAUGUUUUAGUGAGAAGGCAAGUCUUGUUAAACAUCACAGAACUCACACAGGGAUAAAGCCGUUUCCAUGUUCUGAGUGUGGGAAAUGUUUUACACAAAAAUGUGGUCUUGUUGUACAUCAGAGAACUCACACAGGGGUGAAGCCGUUUCCAUGUUCUGAGUGUGGGAAAUGUUUUACACAAAAAUAUGGUCUUAUUUCACAUCAGAGAACUCAUACAGGGAUGAAGCCGUUUCCAUGUUCUGAGUGUGGAAUACGAUUUACAGAUAAAUCACGUCUUGUUAAACAUCAGAAAACUCACACAGGUGAGAGACCAUUUCUGUUUCUAUGUUCUGAAUGUGGGAAAUGUUUUACAUGUAAAUACCGUCUUGUCUUACAUCAGAGAACUCACAGAGGGGAAAAUCUGUUUCCAUGUUCUGAGUGUGGGAAAUGUUUUAUGACGAAAGCAGCUCUUGUUGCACAUCAGAGAAUUCACACAGGGGUAAAGCCGUUUCCAUGUUCUGAGUGUGGGAAAUGUUUUAGAAUGAAAGCAACUCUUGUUGUACAUCAUAGAAAAAUUCACACAGGGGUAAAGCCGUUUCCAUGUUCUGAGUGUGGGAAAUGUUUUAUGAUGAAAUCAGCUCUUGUUGCACAUCGGAGAACUCACACAGGGGAGAAACUAUUUCCAUGUUCUGAGUGCAAGAAAUGUUUUGCAUUGAAUUGCGAUCUUGUUAAACAUCAGAGAAUUCACACUGGUGAGAAGCCAUUUUUAUGCUCUGAGUGUGGGAAAUAUUUUGCACAAAAACUAGGUCUUCGUUUGCAUCAGCGAACUCACACAGGGGAGAAGCCGUAUCGAUGCUCUGAGUGUGGGAAAUGUUAUUCAGAAAAACCAAAACUUAAAAGACAUCAGCUAAGCCACACAAAGGAGAAGCCAUUUCCAUGUUCUGAGUGUGGGAAAUGUUUUACGCUUAAAGUAGUUCUUGUUGCACAUCAGAGAAUUCACAUAGGAGAGAAACCGUUUCCAUGUUCUGAGUGCAAGAAAUGUUUUGCAUCGAAUAGAGAUCUUGUUACACAUCAGAGAAUUCACACUGGUGAGAAGCCAUUUUUAUGCUCUGACUGUGGGAAAUGUUUUCGACAAAAACAAGCUCUUCGUUUGCAUCAGAGAACUCACACAGGGGAGAAGCCAUAUCUAUGCCCUGAGUGUGGGAAAUGUUUUUCACAUAAACCAAAACAUUGUAAUCAUAAGCUAAGGAACACAGGUGAGAAACAAUAUCCGUGUUCUGAGUGUGACAAAAGUUAUACACGUAAAGAUCAUCUUCUUAGACACCAAAAAAUACACACACAAGAGUAAUGCAAUACCCGAGAGAUGAGGCGCAAGAAACAGCCUGGCUGCAAUAUAAAUAUAUGAUAUACUCAUAUUU
This is a messenger RNA of Pseudophryne corroboree (corroboree frog), 6357 nucleotides long. RefSeq lists its product as uncharacterized. The coding region runs from base 519 to 6287 and encodes 1922 amino acids. The transcript has 13 exons. NCBI's taxonomy places the organism in Eukaryota, Metazoa, Chordata, Amphibia, Anura, Myobatrachidae. Gene Ontology annotation, biological process: regulation of DNA-templated transcription. The record is from RefSeq and is a predicted model, not a curated record.